AUGGCGAUAAGAUAUACUGAUUACAUGGAGAGUGAAGAGUAUAUUGAAAGGUAUGGAAGCAAUCCAGUGUGGACUGACUACAGGAGGAACCACAAAGGAGACAUCCCCCCUCAUAAGACUUGUAAGACUUGCAUUAGAGGUGACAACAUAUGUGGAAACCCCUGCCCAAUUUGUUGUGAUCCAAACAUCAUCAUUCACCAUCAGAAUGUCAAGUUGUUGCAGCAAUUCAUUAGUCCCCACACUGGAAUGGUGUUGGAUUCCACUCGAACUGGGUGUAUGAAACACCAGAAGAAGCUAAAUGAGGCAAUUAACACAGCACAAGAUCACGGCUUACUUCCUUUUCAGAUUCCAUAUGUGGGAUUUUUUAGGGAGGACUACUCCAAUUCCCAUGAUGCUGUGGGCUCCACACCACCACCCCCAUCCUUUACUUUAGAUGACAAUUGGUAUAAAUGAUAUGGGGAAAUACUUCCUGAUGAGAAUGAAGUGGCUAAAGUCAAGAAGACAUAUAAGGCUUAA
This is a messenger RNA of Neolamprologus brichardi, 516 nucleotides long. NCBI's taxonomy places the organism in Eukaryota, Metazoa, Chordata, Actinopteri, Cichliformes, Cichlidae. The record is from RefSeq and is a predicted model, not a curated record.